AUAAGGAAGCCUGUGAGCUGCCAGUAACUUGGAACGUUGGACCUGAUCGAACUGGAAUCUCCUCUUUUAUUCUCAACAUUCUACAGUCCCAUUGUCUGGCUUUAUUUUAUGCUGGAUCACCAUACAGAAAACUAAUGAUUUAACAGUUCUUCUUUUUUUUAUUCCUUUUUUACGGAUUCUAAAGUGACCCCGGUGGUUUAUUCUGCCUGUGUUCUGAAUUAAUCUGCAGCCAAAAAGGUGGAUACCAGGAGUGAAACUGAUCACCCAGGGGAGCACAUAAGGAUUAUCUAGAUUUAUUUCUAAUUGGUGUUGACCAUAUUCUGCAUUCCUUAUUCAUAUUUUCCUAAUUUCGUUGAUUUAUUUGGGACCUGGGUCUCUCUCUCUAUUUUUUUUUUAACCAUUGUUUGACCCUUGUACGGGGGGUGGUGGAGGAAAGACAUGUCGGGGACUAGGGAAGAGGAGCGUCGCAAACUGGCAGACAUCAUUAACCAUUGGAACGCCAACCGGCUCGACCUGUUCGAGAUCAGCCAGCCCACCGAGGAAUUGGAGUUCCAUGGAGUAAUGAGGUUUUACUUCCAAGACAAAGCUGCAGGAAAUUUUGCCACAAAAUGCAUCAGAGUCUCUAGUACUGCCACGACACAGGACGUUAUUGAAACCUUGGCAGAAAAGUUUCGGCCGGAUAUGAGAAUGCUGUCUUCCCCAAGAUAUUCUUUGUAUGAAGUUCACGUCAGUGGGGAAGAAAGAAGACUUGAUGUUGAUGAGAAGCCUCUGGUGGUGCAGCUAAACUGGAACAAGGAUGACCGAGAAGGAAGGUUUGUGCUCAAGAAUGAAAAUGCCAUCUUCCCACCAAAGAAGGCUCAAAGCAAUGGGCCCGAAAAACAAGAAAAGGAAGGGGUUAUACAAAAUUUUAAACGUACCUUGUCGAAAAAAGAGAAGAAAGAGAAGAAAAGGCGUGAGAAAGAGGCUUUAAAACAGUCAAUUGAUGGAGAGGAUGGACCACACUCAAAAGAUGAUAUGGAGAACUCACAGCUGGCAGCAGAGGUGUAUAAAGACAUGCCAGAAACCAGCUUUACACGCACAAUAUCCAAUCCAGAGGUUGUUAUGAAACGACGAAGACAGCAGAAGUUAGAAAAAAGAAUGCAAGAGUUUCGCAGCUCUGACGGACGGCCUGAUUCUGGUGGGACACUUCGGAUUUAUGCUGACAGUUUAAAACCAAAUAUUCCGUACAAAACCAUCCUUUUGUCUACAAAUGACACUGCAGACUUCGCUGUUAUUGAGGCGCUGGAAAAGUAUGGAAUGGAGAGAGAAAAUCCCAAGGAAUACUGUGUAGCUAGGGUAACACUUCCUCCUGGAGCACAGCAUUCUGAUAAAGGCAUGAAAGAGACUAUAUUGGAUGAUGAUGAAUGCCCUCUCCAGAUAUUCAGAGAAUGGCCAAGUGAUAAAGGACAACUUGAAUUCCAGUUGAAGAGAAGACCUCCAGACUACAUUCCAAAGAAGAACCGGAAGCCAGAUGGCAAGCCAGGAAAGGGGAAGAAUGACGGUUAUGGGUUUUCGGUUUCACCAGAUAAGCUGCCUUACUUGGUAGAAUUAAGCCCAGGCAGAAGAAACCACUUUGCCUACUACAACUAUCACUCUUACGAAGAUGGAUCCGACUCCAGAGAUAAGCCAAAGCUUUAUCGUCUUCAGCCAAGUGUCACAGAAGUUGGAACAGAAAAGUUUGAGGAGAAUUCUAUCCAGUUAUUUGGCCCAGGAAUCCAACCUCAUCACUGUGACCUUACAAAUAUGGACGGAGUAGUCACAGUCACACCAAGAAGCAUUGAAGCAGAUACAUAUGUUGAUGGUCAGCGCAUCUCAGAAACAACCAUGCUUCACAGUGGGGCGAAGGUCCAGUUUGGUUCCUCACAUGUAUUUAAAUUUGUUGAUCCAAAUCAUGACCAGUCACUGGGUAAAAGGCCUUCAGAUGCCAGCCAGAUGGUUAGAGGCCAGCGGAGUAAGCCUGGGAUACAAGAAACAACAUUUGGUUUGGAAGGUGAUGUUCUCAGUGGGACAGCACUACCAGCAAAUAAGAUUCCAAGCAAGCUGGACAACGAUAGAAUGUCCAGCACGGCAGAGAGGGGCAUGGUAAAGCCAAUGGUCCGAAUGGAUAAACAACAAGAUUACCGUUCCCAAGAUGGCAGAUCUCAGGAUGCUCCAGGACCUGAACACGUGUUACCUGCAAGCAUCGAGUUUCGAGAAAACUCAGAAGACACCUUCUUGUCAGCUAUCAUCAACUACACCAACAGUUCCACUGUACAUUUUAAGCUGUCACCAACAUAUGUGCUGUAUAUGGCCUGUCGGUAUGUAUUGUCCAACCAGUACAGGCCAGACAUCAGUCCUGGUGAGAGAACACACAAGGUUAUUGCUAUCGUAAACAAGAUGGUGAGCAUGAUGGAAGGUGUAAUUCAGGAAGUAGACCAGGGUGAUCAGAAACAAAAGAAUAUUGCUGGUGCACUGGCAUUCUGGAUGGCAAAUGCAUCAGAACUGCUCAAUUUCAUAAAGCAAGACAGAGAUCUCAGCCGAAUCACAUUGGAUGCCCAGGAUGUUCUGGCACAUUUGGUACAGAUGGCAUUCAAAUAUUUGGUGCACUGUCUUCAAUCUGAACUGAGCAAUUACAUGCCUGCGUUUCUAGAUGACCCAGAAGAGAACAACACACAGAGGCCUAAAAUAGAUGACGUGUUGCAUACACUGACCGGUGCCAUGUCACUCCUGAGGCGAUGCAGGGUGAAUGCUGCUCUAACCAUCCAGCUCUUCUCGCAGCUGUUUCAUUUUAUCAACAUGUGGUUGUUCAACCGACUGGUGACUGAUCCUGACUCUGGUCUUUGCUCUCAUUACUGGGGAGCCAUAAUACGACAACAGCUUGCCUACAUAGAGGCAUGGGCCGAAAAGCAAGGACUGGAGUUAGCUGCUGAUUGCCACCUUAGUAGAAUAGUGCAGGCAACAACUCUUCUCACCAUGGAUAAGUACUCUCAUCAAGACAUUCCAAAUAUUAACAACACCUGCUUUAAGUUGAACUCGUUACAACUUCAGGCUCUGCUACAGAAUUACCACUGUGCCCCUGAUGAGCCAUACAUUCCAACAGAACUGAUUGAGAGUGUAGUAUCUGUUGCUGAAAACACUGCUGAUGAGCUAGCUCGUAGUGAUGGCCGAGAAGUGCAAUUGGAGGAGGAUCCAGAUCUGCAGCUACCCUUCCUCCUUCCUGAAGAUGGCUACUCAUGUGAUGUAGUUCGAAACAUUCCCAAUGGCUUGCAGGAGUUUUUGGAUCCUCUUUGUCAGAGAGGGUUUUGCAGAUUAAUCCCUCACACACGUUCACCAGGCACCUGGACAAUUUACUUUGAAGGAGCAGACUAUGAAAAUCACCUGUUAACAGACAAUAGAGAUAUGCCUUUGAGAAAAGACCCUGAAAUAAUCACUGUGACUCUGAAGAAGCAAAAUGGCAUGGGCUUGAGUAUAGUUGCUGCAAAGGGUGCUGGGCAAGAAAAGCUUGGGAUAUACGUAAAGUCCGUUGUGAAAGGAGGCGCAGCCGAAGUGGAUGGUCGUCUAGCAGCAGGUGACCAACUUCUUAGUGUGGAUGGACGAAGUUUGGUGGGACUGUCCCAGGAAAGGGCUGCAGAACUUAUGACAAGAACGGGUUCGGUUGUAACCCUUGAGGUUGCCAAACAAGGAGCAAUAUACCAUGGCUUGGCCACACUGCUGAACCAGCCAUCUCCCCUGAUGCAGAGAGACCGUCGUGGCUCAGGGAAACCCCGACCAAAGAGUGAAGGUUUUGAGCUGUACAAUAACUCUGCUCAGAACGGGUCACCUGAAAGCCCCCAAAUGCCUUGGCCAGAAUAUAGUGAACCAAAGAAAUUACCAGCAGAUGAUAGAUUGCUGAAAAAUCGUGCUGACCACCGUUCUAGUCCCAAUGUAGCAAAUCAGCCUCAAAGUCCAAGUGGAAAAACGGUUUAUGCCACCGGGUCAACAGUCAAGAUAACAUCUGUUUCUACUGGCAAUCUUUGCACUGAGGAGCAGCCACCACCAGCAAGGCCAGAGGCUUACCCUAUACCCACUCAGACAUACACAAGGGAAUAUUUUACAUUUCCAACACCCAAAUCUCAAGACAGAUUGGCACCAGGACAAAACCAGUGGCCAGAUUAUGAGGAGAAAAUCCAGGUUCAGGGGGGAAGUAACCAUUCCAGCAAUACUUCAGUUCAACGCAUUGCUCAUUCUCAAGAGGAGUUAAGAGAUGAACCAGUAUUUCAAUCAGAAAGAGGUCGUCUAGAGCCUGUCCUGCGAAAAGAUGUAGAGUAUAUUGACAGAAAACUUGAUGGUAAAGAUGCAUGGAUGAAUCAAAGUUCUUCUGUGGAAUCCAGUACGUCCAGCCAAGAACACUUAAAUAAUACAAACAAGACUUUUUCUUCGGGUUCGUUAAACAAAACAGGCCCAGGAAGAUGGAAAACACCUAUAGCAUCCCAGCCAGUACCUGUUCCUGCCCCCCAGCCUAUCAGAACAGACCUUCCACCACCACCUCCUCCUCCAAUGCAUUAUGGAUCAGACUUUGAUGGCGUGCCUGUUGAUUUACCUCUUCCACCACCUCCUUCUCAAACCACACUGGGGCCGUCAAUAAACUCCCAAACCGCUGCAAUUGAACGUAAGAAAAGAGAAGAACAUCAACGAUGGUAUGAAAAAGAGAAAGCCCGUUUGGAAGAAGAAAGAGAGCGGAAGAAACGGGAACAGGAAAGAAAACUUGGGCAGAUGAGGACUCAUCCUUCUGGCCCAUCACAAACUAUUCUGCCAGCACCUCAGCCAGUAGCACCACCACCACCAGCUAUUCCACAAGUGCGGCCAGAGAAGCCAGCAACCCUACCUCGACCUCCAGACACAGUUAUUCGGGAAUUGCAACCUCAGCAGCAACCACGCACAAUAGAAAGAAGAGACCUUCAGUACAUUACAAUAAGUAAAGAAGAACUUUCUUCUAGUGACAGCCUUUCUCCAGAUCCCUGGAAACGAGAUGCCAAGGAAAAGUUGGAGAAACAGCAGCAGAUGCACAUAGUGGACAUGCUGAGCAAAGAAAUCAACGAUCUGCAGAAUAAGCCAGAUCGAACAGCUGAAGAGAGUGAUAGACUACGCAAGCUAAUGCUUGAAUGGCAGUUCCAGAAAAGACUCCAGGAAUCCAAGCAAAAGGACGAUGAUGAUGACGAUGAUGAGGAAGAUGAUGAUGUAGAUACUAUGCUCAUCAUGCAACGCCUAGAAGCUGAAAGAAAAGCAAGGCAGACUGCUAUGCCAGCAAUCUCUGUUCUAGAUUUGUUACAGGAUGAGGAACGCAGGCGGCAGCAGCAGCUGGAAGAGAUUCGCAAACGAGAAGCCGAGGAUAGAGUCAGACAAGAAGAGGAGCGUCGACGUCAGGAGGAGGAGCGGACAAAGCGAGAGUCUGAAGAUAAGAGGAGGCAGGAAGAGGAAUAUUACAACCGCUUGGAAGCAGAAAGGCGCAGGCAACACGAGGAGGCAGAGAGGAGAUUACUAGAACCUGAAGAGCCUGGUCUGUACAGACCUCCACUCCCACGGGAAUAUGAACUCCCAUCCCCACCCCUCCCGUCUAACGCUCCGCCUCCCCCACCUCAACGAAACACUUCUUACCUCAAAACACAAGCCCUAUCCCCUGACACCGUUUACACUGCCAAGUUUGUUGCAUACACUGAUGAUGAGGAAGACACAAACCUAGCAGGUCAGAAUAAAUACUCCAGCACGAGAAAGUCAUAUGGUGACCUGCUUCCAACCGCCCAUAAGCCACAGCUGCCUGCUGCACGCCAACCUCGUCCUGUAUCAGAUGGCCUCUUUCUUUCCAACUCAUUCCAGCCACCUUCAGCCAAUGCCAACAGUACUGGCCCUAAAUCAGCUUUGGCCCCUCCCAUUUCAAAUAAACCAGGGUACCUCCAUCACAGCUACUCAAAAGGACAAAACUCUUACACUGGAUCAACAGGUGCAAUAGCUGGAAGUAAUGAAGUUUAUAAGGACCCUAGAGACAAACGAUUGAAAAGUCAAGAUGGAGAUCUGGCACCACCAGAGAGCCUAACAUUUAAGGAAAGACAACGUCUGUUCUCCCAUGGUCAAGAUGUAUCGAACAAAGUAAAAGCUUCAAGGAAGCUAAUGGAACUGGAAAAUGAGUUAAAUACGAAAUGAUUGAAGGCACCUUAUGGAAUCUUAGAAAACACUUUAAUAAAAAAAAUCAAAUCGAGGGACUUGGGUUUAGGA
Messenger RNA from Pelobates fuscus (common spadefoot toad), 6267 nucleotides. RefSeq names its product afadin, adherens junction formation factor (gene AFDN). The coding region runs from base 439 to 6195 and encodes 1918 amino acids. The transcript has 35 exons. Gene Ontology annotation, biological process: signal transduction; regulation of protein localization. The record is from RefSeq and is a predicted model, not a curated record. Gene Ontology annotation, cellular component: adherens junction. NCBI's taxonomy places the organism in Eukaryota, Metazoa, Chordata, Amphibia, Anura, Pelobatidae. Gene Ontology annotation, molecular function: cell adhesion molecule binding.